CUCGGACAGCUGGUUUUGGGUAUAAAAGGGUCGAUUGACUGCUUCUAGAGUCACCUUUCUAUUGCGCUUGCAUUCAGAGUAGUCCUUCGACUCAACCGUCUAUCAAAAUGAAAUUCCUCAUCCUGCUGGCCCUGUUCGGUGCUGCCUUCGGGCAGAACCUGCGCGCUGAGGUCGAUCAGCUGCUGCCCUUCCUGAACAUGGAUGAGGUGCGCACGAUCUACGAGCGCUACGUGCAGACCGACGCCCAGGUCGGCGAGAUCUGGAGCUUCCUGCAGUCGGAGGAGACCGAUGCGGCCUGGCGUGUGCUGAUCGCCACCCCGGAGCUGCAGGAGAUCAGCGCCUGGACCGAGGUCCGUGGCGUGAGCAUCCGCGACUACCUGAACGGCAUCGCCGCCAUGCUCGGUCUGACCCCGAUCACCCGCUCGGUCAACGCUCGCUCGCCGGCUUCCCGCUCCUGGAACGCGAUGAUGGACGAGAUCCGUGCCGUCACCAACCUGGAGGGCGCCGAGGCUCUGGCCCGCACCUUCAUCGCCAACCCGGCCAGCGAGUUCGGUGAGCUGUACCGCAUGACCCAGGCCCGUCGCGCUGGCUUCACCCGCGUCAUUGAGCACCCGGAUGUCACCCGUUUCUCCGCCCAGCUGCGCGCUUUCGGCGUCGAUGUCGACCAGAUCAUCACCCGCUUCCGCAACUUCUUCGGCUGGAACUAAAGUGUCGUCCUGUUAAAUAAACGCAAAAUUGUUAUGUGAUCAAACCCCCCAAAA
This is a messenger RNA of Anopheles gambiae (African malaria mosquito), 761 nucleotides long. RefSeq names its product protein G12-like. NCBI's taxonomy places the organism in Eukaryota, Metazoa, Arthropoda, Insecta, Diptera, Culicidae. The record is from RefSeq and is a predicted model, not a curated record. Bases 108 to 707 code for a protein of 199 amino acids. The transcript is spliced from 2 exons.